This is a messenger RNA of Aplosporella prunicola CBS 121167, 1040 nucleotides long. RefSeq lists its product as uncharacterized. The record is from RefSeq and is a predicted model, not a curated record. Bases 42 to 1040 code for a protein of 332 amino acids. Lineage: Eukaryota; Fungi; Ascomycota; Dothideomycetes; Botryosphaeriales; Aplosporellaceae. The transcript is spliced from 2 exons.
CGACUCCAAUCCCGACGCAUUGAACAACCUAUCGCAGCACGAUGGCUUCCAAGAAGAAUCGCAAGCGCAAGGCGAAGAAGAACCCGCAGAACGAAGAUGACAAGACAGCCCCCGAGCAGGCCAAGAUGGACCUCGAAAAUGUCAAGGAGCGUGCCAGGAUUAGGAACCCCGAGGGUGACGAACGCAUGAGAAUCCACCUCAUCCUGCUCGGUCUCCCGGUCUACCCCACCGUCGAUGACUACCCUCUCGAGACACUCAUGGCCGUCAGCAAGCUCGCCCAACUAACCGCAGGCCCAGGCGGGUUUGGGAAUGCGCUUUCCCGCGUCAGCUUGUAUCGGCUCGAGCGGAUCAACGCACGCGGCUUCAACCACAACAAAGGCCUCGAGACGAAGGUCGAAGACAUCGAGAACGUGAUCAAGUUCCUGAAUGGCGAGGCGGUCCGGCAACGCGAGAGAUGGCGGGGCUUCUCCGCGCCGCUCCGCGCGCUGCGCAACCGCUUCGUCGUCCUGGGCUUCCCCGAAGUCAAAGACCUUCUCGACUACGACCCGGAGUUGCUGAAGCUGUUGAGCGACCUCUCCGCCGUCUCAUACAACAACUUCAUCUUCGUGACCAUUUACGUCGCCCGUUCGCGCUGGGCGCGCCUGCUUGAUCCGGCGCGUCGGCACACUGGCCCCGCAACGACUAUCGACGAUAUGCGCAACGCGAUCAAGGAAGCGAAGGAGAACCCUGUCCUUGGCCCUGAUGGCAAGCCGUACAAGCCUACGCCGAUCGCGGAUGAGGAUGAUCCCGAAACGGUCGAUCUUAUGGAGUUCUUAAACACCAUUCGUGACAACUCGACUGAUGAGGCUAGGAAGAAGGACGUAGAGCAGCAGAUGGAGAGAAUGCGUCAGGAGAAUCUGCGUGAUACCCUUCUUGCGCAUGGCCCCAGUUCAUUUCAAACUCUUGGGCUGCCGCCGGCUGCGGCGCAGACCUUCAGGUCUCUGAUGGAGAGCAAGGAGUUCAAGGACACGACUAAGAAGCAGAAGAAGAACAAGCCCUGA